This is a messenger RNA of Sardina pilchardus (European sardine), 2768 nucleotides long. It is a transcript of the gene lrrc31, whose product is annotated as leucine rich repeat containing 31. Gene Ontology annotation, molecular function: protein binding. The transcript has 11 exons. NCBI's taxonomy places the organism in Eukaryota, Metazoa, Chordata, Actinopteri, Clupeiformes, Clupeidae. The coding region runs from base 340 to 2058 and encodes 572 amino acids. The record is from RefSeq and is a predicted model, not a curated record.
CUCGUGUCAUAUUCUGCCUGCUUAUUCAUCAAGUUUGGCACGGCAAGUCACUGCGGUUCGACCAGUCUCUAUCUCUUAAUGGAUUUCAAAUAAUCUUUCACUCGAUAUCGACUGCAAGGAAGAGUUCUUGUGUCAACGAUAAGACCAUGCAAUGCGUCAUUCCUAACAAGGCAACAACUCCUGUUUCUGUUAUUGUCGUCGGUUUCAAACUGCAAACAGUCUGUUUCCGGGAGAGCUAUUCCACACUUGGGAUCCCAAAGGAAUGAUGCUAUAAGUUCUCAACUCAGAAACACAGUAUUGACGCCAGCAGCCCUCAACUCCCUGCCUUUAAGUCAAAGCAUGGAGUCAUCAGAUGGCCAGCGUGGCCGGGAUGGCUCUCAGAAAAGGUCUGCCAUAGAUUUGAUCAUGAACCAGAUCCGAAGGAAGACCUCGUUUGAAAGGCGACAGAGACCUGUUGGCUUCCUAUUCAGGCCAGGGGAAAACAAUGACAGGAAGAGCAGAAGCAUCUCAGAGAUGAAGGAGCCCGAUGGCUCCGAGGGGAAGAGCACAGCGUCAGGAACAGAUACCGACCCUGUUGAUAUGGAGGUCAGCUCUGUGGUGGGCUGGGGACGUGUGAAGCAGUUUGUGGAGAAGUUGGGGAAGAAACCAGACAGCCAGGCUCUCAACCUAAGCCACUGUGACCUUACAGCCACGGACGUGGUGGAAUUGGCAACUCUGUUGCCCUUCCUGACCCAGUUAGAGGUAGUAGACAUGUCUUGGAAUGACCUGGUCGGAGGCUCAUUGAAGGCUUUAACCUUUCACCUGCAGCAUGCUGGGAAGCUAAGUAUUUUGAGACUGUGUGGCUGCAGGAUUACAGCCCAAGACCUAACAUCACUUGGUGAGAGUCUGGACUCCGUCCCGCUGCUGGAGAUUGUCGACCUGUCCUGGAAUGCAGGAGUCGGGGGAGAUAGCCUGCACUGCCUCACCAGCCAGCUCCGUUCUGGCUGCAUGAUCAGGGCGCUUCGCCUGGUCGACUGCCAGCUCAGCGAUGCGGAUAUGAAGGCACUGGGCCAGGCCCUUCCCUUGAUGCCAAGUCUAGAAGAUUUAGAUGUCUCAUGCAAUAGGAUCACAACUGGCGGAGUGAAAGAACUGUUCUCUUGUGUGAAUACAACUCAUGGACUGAAGACACUAAUGCUACAUAUGUGUGGCCUUGAGCAGGAUGGCCUCUGCAUCUUUGGUGAAGCACUCCAGUUCUUUCCGACCCUGGAGCGCCUAGACCUUUCUGCCAACAAAGGGGCCAGUGGAGGACUUGCCAAGAUGACCAAGAACCUGGCACAGAUGACUCACUUGUCCUGCCUGGGUAUCCAUUUGUGUGGCUUGACAGAAGAGGACGUAAUGGCCUUGGUCCAGGUAAUACCCUCCCUCAGUGCUCUCACAGAGCUGGAUGUGUCAUCAAAUAAAAAGAUUGGAGAUGCUCUGCAGUCUCUCCUCUCUGUACUUCCGCUGCCCAAGAUGCGCAGCCUUCUUCUGAACAACUGUGGCCUGAGCACAGACUCAUAUGAAGCACUAGGCUCGGCCGUGCCGUCGCUCUCGCAGCUGGAGCGGCUGAACGUGGCGUGGAACAAGAGCGUGGGCGGAAAUCUGGGGCUGCUGCUGGGAGGCCUGCCGCCGUGCACAUGCAAGCUGCAGGAGCUGCGACUGAGCAGCUGUGAUCUAACCACAGAGGAUGUGCUUCACUUAGCGUCUGCCUCCAAGCAGGGGGUGCUCUCCCAGGUGAAGCUGCUCGACUUGUCAUACAACGGGACGGUGGGCGACGCCGGCUGGACUGCGUUGUUCGGCGAGGCUGGGGGCCUGAAGGCGUUGGAGGAGCUGGAUGUCAGCCGGAGGCCGGCGUCGCACGCCGCGGCGUCCCCGUGGCUGGCUUGCCUGCUGGAGGCCCUGCCCAAGCUGCCCGCGCUCACGCACCUGGCCCUGCAGCACUGGGUCCUACAGCAGGAGGAGAGGGACAAACUGGAGAAUGUCACGACCAAGAGGAAACUCACAGUGGAAUGUGACAAACAGAGCUCACCACCGGCCUAGUCAGAUCAACUGUGGGUGUAGCAAAAAAAUGUGUGAUUCUAUAAUGUGCCAUGACAAAACAAAUCAAGAAUAGGCUAUGUGCAGGCUGUUCAGGUACCUUUUUUGCUUCCAGUGGAGCAUUAGCUUGGUUGUAACGGCAUAUUUUGCUCCUUACAUGUUCACUCAAACACUGAAGACACGGUUUGCCCAAUAAUAACAAUGUUAACACACACAGUAAAGUCCUUUUACAUCAUAACAUGCUGAUUAACCAGGUGUAACAACCAAGCAGGUCUAUGUAGACAUUAAUUACAUUAACAACAGCGGCAGGUUCAACCACACCUGGGCUCCACCGGAAAGAAAUGAGUCCUCCGUGCACAUAGCCUUUUGUUCCAAAAUGUAAUUCAUUACUACAUGGCACGCCAAAUUGUAAUUGAAAACAGUAAGCAAAGCAUAGCUUCAAGUUCAAUGAAAUAACUGAUCAUUUUCCAUUGAUGAAUUGCCGGAAUGAUUUCCACCAUGACAAUGAUGUUCUAAUCAAAAUGAGAUAGAUUUACAUGAAGGCAUUUAUUUGGUAAAAAUGAGUUCAUGCAUUUUUCUUGUUUGGUGCCUUCUUAUCUAUUCCUUUGUUUGUCUUGUCCUUGUCCUUGUCUUUGUCCUUUGAGUCUUUACCACCUUUUGUCGUUCCUUGUUCCUUAAAAGGGCCCAACUUCCUACGUACCAUUAUCCCCCUC